Messenger RNA from Venturia canescens, 5553 nucleotides. It is a transcript of the gene Rab3, whose product is annotated as RAS oncogene family member Rab3. Lineage: Eukaryota; Metazoa; Arthropoda; Insecta; Hymenoptera; Ichneumonidae. The record is from RefSeq and is a predicted model, not a curated record. Bases 434 to 1219 code for a protein of 261 amino acids. Gene Ontology annotation, molecular function: GTPase activity; myosin V binding; GTP binding. Gene Ontology annotation, biological process: protein secretion; protein localization to plasma membrane; regulation of exocytosis. The transcript has 4 exons. Gene Ontology annotation, cellular component: synaptic vesicle; plasma membrane; endosome.
CCACGUAGCUCGUAUCGUAGUGCAGUAAUAGUUAUAGCGCUGAAAGUUGCGGCUGAAUCCGUUUUCGUUUUUUUCCCCGUUUUUGUUUAUUUUUUUCUCCCUCGCUCUUUGCUUCGGUGCCGUUGUUUUUUUCUGUCGUUAAAUAUUGGCCGGUGGCGAGAUACGGCGAUUGCGAGUAUAGCGAGGGAAAGACAUGUCGGCAGAGGGCAUGGAAGCGGCCGAGAGUGCGAGCAGUAACUCAGUAAUUCCUCAAUUAAUCAGCGCGCGUCAACUCAACAAAACAGCUGACCCGACACUGCAUUUCCAAACAUAAUAAGCACAUCGCGAGCCCUUAAAAAAUCGAAUAAAAACCGUCAAGAGGAAAGAAGAAUCGGGAGCGAAGAAACACAAUAUUGUUUAGUGAACGCGUGAGCGAAACACUGGGAAGAACUAAAUGUCCCGAAAGAACACAGCUGUCAGGCCACAGCUCAAGGACUCGGCACUCGAACUUCGACCCCGGAUGGCCCGAAUGCUUUCCAUCGUCGAGAUAACGUCGCCGAAUUUUCAUCCGAUGGCGGGUCAGGAUCCAAAAUGGCAGAAAGACGCGGCGGAUCAAAACUUCGAUUACAUGUUCAAGUUGCUGAUAAUCGGUAAUUCCUCAGUUGGCAAGACGUCCUUUCUCUUCCGAUAUGCUGACGACUCGUUCACCUCGGCCUUCGUCUCGACCGUUGGUAUUGACUUCAAAGUUAAAACGGUCUUCAGACACGACAAGAGGGUCAAGCUACAAAUCUGGGACACCGCUGGCCAGGAAAGAUACAGAACUAUUACGACGGCCUACUACAGAGGCGCGAUGGGUUUCAUUCUGAUGUACGACAUCACAAACGAGGAAUCGUUCAAUUCGGUGCAGGACUGGGUGACGCAGAUAAAAACGUACUCGUGGGACAACGCCCAGGUUAUUCUAGUUGGCAACAAGUGCGACAUGGAAGACGAGAGAGUAAUUAGCUUCGAAAGGGGUAAACAAUUGGCCGAACAGCUGGGUGUCCAGUUCUUCGAGACGUCGGCGAAAGAGAAUAUCAACGUGAAGGCGGUUUUCGAGCAGCUCGUAGACAUAAUUUGCGACAAAAUGAGUGAGUCACUGGACAACGAUCCGGCGUUAAUGACAGGGGGUGCGGGAGAGGCGAAGGGUCAGCGUCUUACCGAUCAACCGGCGAACCCCUCAGCCACCAAUUGCAACUGCUAAAGUAAAAUAUGAGCGUAUAUAUAACCAUAUACAUGUAUGUGAAGAUAUAUAAAGAGAAAGCGAGCGAGAGAGAAACGGUUUGAGAGAGGAAUAUUGAAAAUACUGUAGCGUUGAUGAACGAGGAGUGACGAUGAAACGAGCAGAAAAGCGUGGAUCAAGUAUGAAGAAACGUACGAAAAAAAAAGAUAAAAGAAACGAAAUGAUAAUAAUAUGACGAAUAAGAGAAGAUUAAAGAAAAGGAGAAUAGGAUAUGGGAACGACGAGAGAAACGAAUUGAUAAAUGAGAUGAUAAACACAAAGAAAAAUUCACGCGAACACUAAUUUUCGUGUUGCUAUGUCAAUAAACGUUGGAUAGUUAGUUCAAAUACCUGAGCAAAAAAAAAUGGUAAGAAGAGAAGAAAAGAGAAAGAAAACCCUCCGUUGUUCGCCCCUUCGUUAUUCAUUGUUUUUAAGUCGCUUAUCGACAACGAUUGUUUAUUGCAAAGGAUACGAGGAUAAACGGGAACUUGUAUAAGUUGGCCAAUCGUUUCGACAUUAAUUAUUCGAUCAAGGAGUGAUAUUCGUGGUUCGGGGGAGGGCACAGCAACUUGGAAAAAAUUCAUCACCUUAGUCAGUGAAUAUCGUGAGAGAAAUAAAAGGAUAAAUUUUGCAACGCGAUCGAUGAGACGUUUUCCAGGUCGCCGCCGCACGGGAAUCCUAACUAUAAAAGAGGUUUUCCUAAAUUUAUUGUUUUUUGGUGGUUGCGUCGAUGGGAUUUUCAUUCGUUCCUUUCCUCAGUGCACAACACAUUCGUAACUCGAAUAGGCGAUCGGAAUGACUCCGUUAAAUAAUAUAUCUAUAUAUAUACUCGCAGUGUUCACAAAUCGUUUCACUGUUCGUCGAAUAAAAUAGCAAAAAUUAUUUUUCGAAUGAGCAUAUAUAUAUAAAUAGCAUUAUUUUCAACAUCCCAACGAUUCUAUUAUCAUUUUCGAGUGUUAAAUUCACGGAGAAACGAGGGAUCGAGCCGGUCUCCUAAGCUCUCGACGAUUAGGGAGUCUUUUAUCGCCCGUUGACCAAAACCAUUCGAUCGAACAACAACAAUAAGAUUGAUUAAUUACAUACACGUAUUUCAAUUUUCCUUUAUUUCGCAUUGCUCCACCAUUUAUUUAAAAUAGCAACAAAUCAUCGGGGCUGAAAUCUCGUGAAUCGUUAUUACGAGUGUUAUAGGAUUAAAAAACCAAACCAAAAGAGAGAGCGAGAGAGAGAGAGAGAGAGAUGAGAAGAAAGAAAAAGCAGAUAAAGUACUACGUGACGUACACACUUAUUGACAGGAGUGUUCGAGGUAGCGAACAAAUUCAGCUCACCCGAAAUGGAUUCACGGGCACGAUUAAUAUCACGCGAGCGUUGAUAGAAUUAUGCGGAAGCCGAAGUAAUAAUGAGGACCGGUUUUAUUAUUUAUGAGAGAAAAACCAAGCAAAACGAAGCAUGAGCAUUGAUCUACAGAUGCUUAUUUGUGUCAUGUCACGUGCGAGUUCGAAGGACGUUUGUUCCUUGCCUACGGAGUCUUGUUGCAAUGGAUUUUUUAUUUUACUUUACGCGGGUUGUCCUUAAAGCUGCUCGUAAUGCAGCAGGAGUAUGUAAAAGAAUAGGAGAGAGCACGUGUUUCCAUAAUCCGUUGCGAAAAUUCUUUGUCUCUCUCGUGAGAUCCGCACCAACUUUUGUUCCAUAGAUUUUUCAUGGAGAAGGAGAGAAAGAGUGAGCUAGUAAAAAGUAUUCGUCGCCGCAUCGUGUGGCACGACUUAUGUCUCGGAGACGAGAGGAGCCCAGUUGAUUGAUAGGGGGAAAAGAAAGAAGAAGAAAAAAACGUAUUCGAUGGCAGAGGGCUCGUGAAUUUUACCGCCAGCGAUGAAAAUACGUCUCGAAAUAAUUGUGGCAUAUCAUUUUUCGUCUUUCUUAUUUUCCGCUGCCUAUACCCAACUGACUGCUCUUCUGGUGUGUGCAUCGACUCGAAUUCCCCUUCAUUUUACAUUAUUCUCAUGCAACUUUUUCCCUUAAAAAUCAAUAUAAAUCAGAAGUUACAAGUUUUUUAUUGUUGCUUUUGAUCAUCAGAAAGUAAUUAGCGAUGCACGCACGUCGACCCGUCAAUUAUACGAUCCGUUGACCCCGCCCCUCCUUCGCUCUCAGUACUCUUGGAAAAUCAGUAAAAUUCGACCUCGGAUCCACAAUAUUACUUGAGCUACCACGAACGUUACCUACUAGGCAAGCUGCCCUCUGUACAUAAAAAAAAGUAUAUUGUAUUAUGAUUAUGAUGAUGAUUAUUAUUAUGAUAAAUUAAUUAAUAUUAUUAUUAUUGACUCUGUAAUGAAGUGUAAUGUACGCGUUAUAAUUAUUCGUGUGAAAUAUGAACCGUAUGGGAAUAUCGUGCUCGGCUUCAACGCCAAAAUAGACGAGUUUCGAUGCAAAUUAAUCGUUUGCGACGAAAAAAAGAGACGAAAACAAAACAUAAGGAAACAUAUUAAAAAAAAAAAGAAAAAUAAAAAGGGAUUCAAAACGAAUUGAGAAAAUAUAUAAAUAACAAGAACAAAACAAGCCCGAUUCACUGUGUCGCGAUUAAUGCGUCUCGUCGAUCGAACAAUCUCGUAGAACUCGCAUGAGAAAAUAUAAGGCAUGUGAGACCGCGCGAGGACAGAAUAUUAGAAGGAAAAAGUCCAUAUUCGAUUGGAAGGACUUUGAACUCGUUUGUCUCUUUCCCUCGUGUUAAUAUCGUGUAAAUCGAAAAAAGAAGAUGCUCCGUUUGAUUGGUCGAUGGUGAAAAAAUAUGGCCGGAAAUCAUCGUUUCCUGUAUAAAAUAAAAAUAAUAAUAAUGAGAAAAAAAAUAAAUGGCGAUGGGAAGCAAUCGAAAUUUGGGGUAAAAUAAAAAAAGCUAUAAUCGUUUUCGGUGAUCGGGCAACUUGUAUGUAUGUAUUGUACCGUAUGCAACUAAUUAUGCCUAAAGUUAAUUAUAAACAACAAUAAUCUAUAUUACGUACCGAAAGACUACUUAAGAAGAAAUAUAAUGAUUGAUGGAGAAAAGAAAACUUGCUGCGAAUGGAAGAGGGCGAAACACUGGAGAAACACGUGUAGUCGGUGUCGAAGUUAAUGUUCUCAAGCGACGCGAUAUAUUAUCUAUCUUGUAUGUAUGUAUACGACGAUAAUGGAAAAAAAAACGAACUCAAAGGGGAUGGAAAAGGAAAAUGAUGAAAUUCAUAUUUAAAUGGAGGGGAAGGGACGAAGGAAAAAACAAAAGAUUCAAUAUGUAUUGUAAUAUAACAUGGCAUUGUUCACCAGCAUCCAAAGCUGCGAGAAAAAAAAACGGAAAAUCAUGUUUUACAAGCUCUGUACAGAUCACUGAAAUCCCUGGAAAAAUAAGCGGGAGAUCAGCGCCACAAUAAGGGAAUAUAAGAAUACUUGUAAGGUGUUGUGGUGGGCCUAUGUAAGGAUGGAUUAUACUGCUACUGCCUUCAUUCCAUUUCACCGCACCGACGUCGAUAUUUUCCUGCUAAAUAUUUUCUCGGAUUGGAGAAAUCACGGUGGAAAGAAUUUGAAGUGUUUUUUGUUUCUGGUUCAUUAAUAUGGCGUUGUAAUUUGAAUGGUAUUCACGAGUAAUUUGAAUUUUAAGAUAAUUUGGUUUUGAAAUAACGAACGACUCGACCGUGAGAAAUUUGGACAAAAGUAAGCGAACGGUAUUGAGAAUGGCGAGUAUUUCACUCGUCGAAUAAUAAUCUCGAGGAAAAAUUAUUAUUUUUGUUGAACUACCCAGUUUUUAUCGUCGGUAUGGUUUUCAUGUUCGACCAUUUUCGUAGAAAUGAUAUCUCGCAACGGAUAAAAUUCAGGGAUGAUAAGAAAUGAUUCUCACUCAUUUAGAAAUAUUGAAAUGUUCGUAGUUCUUUUUUUCCACUUACAGGAUGUUCGAUAAAAGGUUCAUUCGACUUGAGAUCGAGGCAUAAAACUCUCCGAACUUUCAGGGUUAUCACAUAUUCGAUUAAACUUUUGACCAUCGAUUUUUUACCUUAGAAAAUUUCGGUAACUCAACUCGUGACACUGAAUCAGGCUGACUGCGAGAAUCUUCGUUAGUGCUUUGAACCGACGACAUCGAUGAUUCAACUUCGCUACUUGAAUUAUUUAAUGACUAAUAUAUUAUUUGAUUGAUGAGGUGCUGCAAUCUUUUGACUGCAUAUCGAUCCAUCGACUUUGACCAUUUUGUGUACGUUUCUUUUUUUCAAUGUAUUUUUUCUAACAUCCGUAGAACAAUACAUAGAGAAUAUUUGUACAAAUGUUCAAAAUUACGUGCCAAUUACAUUCCCGAAUAUAUCGAA